AUCCUCUUGAGUAACUUGAACCAAGCCUUAGGAAGGGGGAGGAGGACAGAGCAAAAUCCAACCUGGGGAAGAUCUCUGCAGACUAUCAUUUAGAAAGUUCCGCUUGUUGGAUUUUAACCGAACCGAUUUUUAUUUAUAACGUCGUAAUACUGAUUCCAUUGCCACCCUAAAUCCGCUCUCCAGCAUCUCUGCAGCGUUUACAUCGAAUAUGUUUUUGUUUGAACUGAAACCCGAGUACAUUUGGACCAAUUCCAUCUAGCCUGCUGAUCCUCUUUUGAUUGUGUGCUUCUAUUGUGGAAUGCGCCUGACUUAGCAAUUUACAUGAAAUUUACAAAAGCACUGACAUCACUGCAUUGCAUUGGGAAACGGGGAAAAGGACAGAUCGUUGCUUUUUUUUUUUGCCUUUGCCUAAUUUCAAGAUCGGAUCUAGUGAUCCAAGGCGCAUUUGUCUUUGUUUUGUAUUUAAUUAUGUAUGUAUUCAUUUUCUGGAGUGAUCUUUAGUUUAUGUGGAGAAUGUAAUGCGAAAGAAAAACAAAGGAGUGUCUUCAAACUAGAAACCGUUUAUGUAGACGUUUUUUUUUUUUUUUUUUUUUUGCGGGGUAAGUUUAAACAGUGACAGUAUGAAUUUAUGUGCCUUUUAAAUCAUAAUCUGUGUGAUAUUAACUAGGCUGUUUUAUUAUACGUAUACACUAAAUCUGUGAACGGGCACAUUUUGUUAAAUUUAUUUCUGCUAUCAUGAAUCCAGAGUUAGCUGCAGCUUUACUGUUAACAUAUUAGAUAACUGCUUACUUUUAAACUGUGUACGUCAUUACCUUAGGAAAUAAGAUGGCUAAAAACUCAUUGGGUGGAUCUAAGGAAGACUUGAGUAAGGUAGCUGACGAGGAGCUGCUGAAAUGGAGCAAAGACGAUUUGAUCAAAAGACUAAGAAAAGCAGAUAAUGAAAAAAUGAACUUGAUGGUGGAGCAUGGGAACAUGAUGAAAGAUGUGAACAAGAGACUGCAGGUUCACCUUCACGAGAUAAGGGGUCUGAAAGAGAUCAAUCAAAAGCUCCAAGAUGACAACCACGAAUUUAGGGAGCUUUGCUGCUUCUUGGACGAUGACAGGCAAAAAGGCAAGAAGUUGUCCAGGGAAUGGCAGAGGUUUGGCAGGUACACUGCCAGUGUCAUGUGGAAGGAGGUUGGCGGGUACCAACAAAAACUGAAAGAACUGGAAGCCAAACAGCAAGCAGUUAUGAGGGAUAACAUGGAGCUGAAAGAGAUUAUCUUGAUGCUGGAUGAAGACAGGAAUGGAGCUGGGUCCAGAAGCUCCAUAGACAGCCAGUCAAGCCUGACCAAUUUGAAUGGGGGCUCCAGCACCCUGAGAGAUGUUGGGGAUGGGAGCAGCACCUCCAGUACUGGGAGUGCUGGGAGCCCCGAUCACCAGCACAACCAUCUGCCCCACAAGCCAGGAGAGACUAAGAUUGGAACCAUCAGAAGGUCAAUGGAUGACCUCACAGCACCCCAUCACCACAGGAGCAUCCCCGAUGGGCUGAAUGAUCCAUCUUCAAACUACAUCCGGCAGUUGGAGACAAAAGUCAGAAUUCUAGAAGAUGACAACAAGCUUCUAUUACAGCCCCGUAACCGCAAUAGUUUACCAAGAGCGCUUACAAAGCAGAGUAGCUGUGGAGAUUUGAAGACCCUUCGGAAAGGCUUCUCUCUCUACCACUCGGAGAGCCAGUUGACGUCAUUGCCACAGUAUCAGGAGUCUCUGCAAAACGGCUCCGUGCGACUGACCCCUGGGGAUUCCUCAUCACCUUCAGUGGGGUAUAUUCCUUCAGCACAAAAACCAGAGGCAGUGGUACAUGCCAUGAAGGUCCUGGAAGUCCAUGAAAACCUGGACAAGCAAGUACCAGAACACUGCGAAGAGGACCUUAGUGAGAAGGAGAAAGCGAUUGUUCGUGAAAUGUGUAACGUUGUUUGGCGUAAGCUGGGAGAUGCUGCUGGCUCCAAGCCAUCCAUUAGGCAGCAGCUGUCUGGAAACCAGUUUAAGGGACCUUUGUAGUUGCGGAAGGCUUCAAAAAAAUCUGAUGAAUGGACCUUUGAACAGUGAGGCUCUUUGCAUGGGACAUUUUGUUUAACUAAAACUCUUUUCAUAUGACUGUAUGUACAUACUAUCUUCUAAUGGAGAUUGUUUAUGAACCAAAUUUCAUGGACUGGCACCAUUUUACCAACCACGACACUUAGUAUUACCUUUAGACUAAAAACUUGUUUUAAAUUAUUAGCCAAGCAAAUACUAACAGGUAUCUCACCAAGAAGUAUUCAAGACUGGCAGCUAGUUUUACAUUUUUGUCACUCCAGCAUACUGCCUACUGUUGUUAAUUGGUUUCUGGUCUGUGCUAUAUGUACAAAACAUGUACAUUGAAUAGCUUUUCAAUGUUUUAAUUCAACUUUUCCUAAUACAAGGCUCACUUCUUGUGAAGCUGCAUUUGGUUUGUGCAUCAUUUCUGUAUAAAAUAGCCAAUAAGGAGACCCACUUUUCUGAACUGUGUUUGUUAUUACCAGAAAAAAAGUAAUAAACCACUGGCACUUUUAUGGAAGAUAACUGUCCUUUACCCUGUUUUCUUUGAGAGAAUUUAAGAUAAGCUAUCGUUAAAGUAAUGUUUACUUAAUUAAACAAUAUAUAUAUAUUUUUUUUAGUUAGUUUUUUUUAGUGGAUUAGGGACAGAUUUAAAAUAUAUAUCCUACCAUAGCAAUAGCACAUUGUCACAAUUUGUAACUGCACCAUGGUCAUGUUUGUGCAUAACACCUAUAAUACCUGUAUUGUUUUUAAAACCACAUUAAGGCAGAAUUGGCCAUAUAAAGUUUGAUACUGGAAAACAUAGAACACUUUCUGCAUUUGUACACAAAGUAUC
Molecule: messenger RNA, 2890 nt
Organism: Polyodon spathula (Mississippi paddlefish)
Lineage: Eukaryota; Metazoa; Chordata; Actinopteri; Acipenseriformes; Polyodontidae
Product: coiled-coil domain-containing protein 85C-A-like
Exons: 7
Coding region: 826-2040 (404 amino acids)
Cellular component (GO): apical junction complex
Source: RefSeq, a predicted model, not a curated record